This is a messenger RNA of Talaromyces amestolkiae, 1650 nucleotides long. RefSeq lists its product as uncharacterized. NCBI's taxonomy places the organism in Eukaryota, Fungi, Ascomycota, Eurotiomycetes, Eurotiales, Trichocomaceae. The record is from RefSeq and is a predicted model, not a curated record. Gene Ontology annotation, cellular component: chromosome, telomeric region; nuclear telomere cap complex. Gene Ontology annotation, biological process: regulation of telomere maintenance via telomerase; telomere capping. The transcript is spliced from 3 exons. Bases 1 to 1650 code for a protein of 549 amino acids. Gene Ontology annotation, molecular function: telomerase inhibitor activity; G-rich strand telomeric DNA binding.
AUGCCUGCAGGUUUUCCAUCGCGUUUCGUCAGCGUCGAUACAGCCAGACGCUCUCAGGGGUUUCACAAUUUGAUCGGCGUGAUUGUUGAUUGCAUGCCCAAGACUCGUUCGGCAGGGAGUUCUUUUGUCGCCACAUUUACGAUCAAAGAUACGGAUUUUGGACCAGGAAAUGAUUCAUGGAAAGGGUUGAAGAUCAAAUAUUUCAAUGAUGACGAGCACCGGCUACCCGAUGUCAAAGUUAACGAUGUUAUCCUUUUGCGUCGACUCAGAGUACGGCAAUUUCACGGGUUAUUGACUGGGGUUGUGGGAAAUACAGACAAUGUCUCAUGGGCAAUCUUCCGCCGACUCGAAGGACCGGGAUCCUUGAUGCCAGUGUGCAGCCCCGGAUCAAAGGCUCUCAGUGUUGAAGAGCAGGCAUACGCAAAUACCCUUGUAGAAAGUGUCAUUCACUUCAGUUCGACCGCUUCGGUCACUUCCUCAACAAGAAGAAAAGGCCAUGCGAAAUCUUCAACCCCAAACGAAUACAGAAAACAGGCUAUUGCUAAGCCUAAAGACAAAUUUUCUCUGAUCAAGGACUUGUCCGCGCACACUUUUGCCGAUCUUGCUGUGCAUGUAGUCAAGAUGUUUUAUCUGGACGAAAGAGUCCAUCUUUACGUCACAGACUACACCGUGAACAAAUCUCUUUUUGAUUAUGGUGACCAGUCAGACGAAGAAAAUGAAGGCGGGGAUGAUGACACAUUCGGAUUUCUGACGCGGCCUACUCGUGAAAAGAGAGCAUGGCAGGGGCCUAGGGGCCGGAUGACGCUGCAGGUCACACUGUGGGAUCCUCAUUCGUACUAUGCACGAGAAAAUGUCACUGAAGAUGUCUAUAUCCUCCUGCGGAACGUCCAUGUGAAGGCCGACAAAAUGAACGGUCUUCUUGAGGGCGUCAUGCAUACCGAUAAAAUGUAUCCGGAACAGGUUGACAUCAGAGUCCUUGAUGAGGACCACCAAGAUGAUCCGCGUAUUGUCGAACUCAAGACAAGAAAGCGUGAAUACUGGAAACAAAACAGGAUGAACAAGAGGAAGCUCGCUGAGGACUUCGGCGAUGGCGAUGACGGAAAUCCGAAGAAGAAUUCAAAGCAGAGACGAAAGGAGCUACAGCGGCAAAAGAAGCAGCAAGAGCAACGGAAACAGCAGCAGCAAGCCAAGUCUCUACAGAGAGAAGAGGGUCAGACUGAGAUUCCCUCCACAAUGAACAAGUCAACACGACCAAAUCCGCAUAUACAAGCACAAGACCCGGCUAGAGGUUGCCGGAAAAUAUCAGAAAUUCUACCAAAUGAAAGCCAUAUCAUAUCACUACCUGACAAUGUACAAUAUCGCCUACCUUUCCAAUGUGUUAAAUACCGCUCUACCGUUCGAGUCGUCGAUUAUUACCCUCCUAACAUUGCUGACUUUUCCGUGCCAUACCUUCCCGACUGGUCCCGCGCGUACUCUAGCGAUGACGAAGAUGAAAUUACAUCCGAAACGCCAGGGGUUAGAUGGCAAUGGCGCUUUUGCCUUCUCGUGGAAGACGCCCAGAUCUUACCUGGCCAGCCUCGGGAGCGAAUAAAGUUGUUCGUCAGUGGAAGUGAUGCUGAGUUUUUGCUCAAACUUGAUGCUUCAGAGUGA